Messenger RNA from Uranotaenia lowii, 1499 nucleotides. RefSeq lists its product as uncharacterized. The transcript has 3 exons. Bases 1 to 1224 code for a protein of 407 amino acids. The record is from RefSeq and is a predicted model, not a curated record. NCBI's taxonomy places the organism in Eukaryota, Metazoa, Arthropoda, Insecta, Diptera, Culicidae.
AUGCCUCCCAAAGUAACACGUUACGUCAUGUUAUGUUCACCACGCCAUAUCGCCAUUUUAAACACCGAUCGACAUCAUCAUUCUUCAAUUUUAUUGAUUGACAAUACCUAUGAAGAGAUUAUCGAGACAGUUCGCUCGGAUACUUGUAGCUUAAAUUUUACGCACCGCAAUACCGAUCGUGUGAUAGAUUCGUUAGCCGAAAAAAAUUGGACUCAGUGUUUGCCAAUCUGGAUAUCGAUAGUGCACUUCCAACCUUUUAUGACCAACUUUGGAAUAUACUGCGUGCGAACAUCCCUCCUAGACGAUCAAAUCGAUGUAAGCCGUUUAAGCUCCCUUGGUGGAACUCUGAACUACGAAGAAGCCUUUCCCGGAGAAGAAAGGCACCGUACCUCUUGGAAGAGAAUCUUCGGCUGCCACAUCCGGCCAGCAAAGGCGGAACUUUGGAAGCGGAAUCCGGUUUCACGUGAUCUUAGCAACCCGGAGAACCUGCGGAACCGCACCGUUCUUUCCGGAGAAUUACAGCAUCUGCUGAAGAAAAAACCAAAAGGGUCAUUUCGACCUUUUUUUAAAAUACCUCUUCAUCACCACUCACGUGCGCACAUAUUGCGACGCCCCAGCAGCCGGAAGUAUGGUCACCAUUGUGUGUCGUAUUGGGCGAAUUGUCAAAAAAAUCAGGCUUCGCCAGCAGACGCGACAGAACCAGGUGGCACCGUUGGAAGCUCCUGGCACGCUCAAGAAUGGACACCAGCGAGGACGGCAGACACGGCAGGGUUGUGUUUUCCCGUAAGCGGCUUAAGACGCGCCCAAGUGGUGGUCUAUCGACAACAGGAAACACGACAGCGUCGUGUGAAACUUCCAGCAGCAGCAACCGCGCUCGAAUCCAAGUAUUGGAGAAAUCAUCUGGUGCCGCGGGGCAAGAGAUCCGGCAGCUCUAGCGCCUCUCAAACGGAGAAAAGACAACAGUUCGUUCCGCCGGGGCAGAGUAUCUUUUACGGCGACACAACUUCGAGAAAGCUGAUCCCGAAACGGCAUCCGGCACGGCAAUGUCGUGCUUCGCCAUCGGAUACCGGCCGCACCCCGAGUGCGUUGGAAGUGCUGCACCAGCAGCAGAGCAACAACAACUACAGCAGCCGCAUGGCCAGGCGGGCGAACGCCAUGGUGGCAGGUACGAGGCAGCCAGUGGAACCAUGUAUGGUUCCCCAGGAAGGUGCCAGUCGGAAGUGAGCCGUAAGUGAAAUUUUAAUACUACACUCCAAGAAAAGUGACCGGAGUAAUCGGGAGAUUGGGUGGGAAAAAAAUAAAAUGUUGCCAAUAUAGAAAAUUAACAUUAUUUUAUCGAUCAUUUAUUUUGUGGCGACGAUCAUAAGAAACCUUCCAUAGCAAUAUGUUGACUUUGCCAAAGCCUUCAAUAAAGUGCCGCAUAUGGUCGUGAUGGAGAAACUCAAGCGCUACGGAUUCCCGGAAUGGGCAACCAAAUGGUUGCAUUCCUACCUGUUACA